Suhomyces tanzawaensis NRRL Y-17324 is the source of this 324-nucleotide messenger RNA. Its product is annotated as 60S ribosomal protein eL33. The record is from RefSeq and is a predicted model, not a curated record. Gene Ontology annotation, cellular component: ribosome; cytosolic large ribosomal subunit. The transcript is spliced from 2 exons. Gene Ontology annotation, molecular function: structural constituent of ribosome. NCBI's taxonomy places the organism in Eukaryota, Fungi, Ascomycota, Pichiomycetes, Serinales, Debaryomycetaceae. Gene Ontology annotation, biological process: cytoplasmic translation; ribosomal large subunit biogenesis. The coding region runs from base 1 to 324 and encodes 107 amino acids.
AUGGCUGAAUCUCACAGAUUAUACGUUAAGGGUAAGCAUUUGUCAUACCAACGUUCCAAGAACGUCAACAACCCAAAUGUCUCCUUGAUCCAAGUCGAAGGUGUCAACAACACCCAAGAUGCCAAGUUCUACUUAGGUAAGAGAAUUGCCUACGUCUACAGAGCUUCCAAGGAAGUCAGAGGUUCCAAGAUCAGAGUUAUCUGGGGUAAGGUCACCAGAACUCACGGUAACAACGGUGUCGUCAGAGCCAACUUCAGAAAGAACUUACCAGCCAAGACUUUCGGUGCUUCCGUCAGAAUCAUGUUGUACCCAUCCAACAUCUAA